Messenger RNA from Lagopus muta (rock ptarmigan), 7587 nucleotides. RefSeq names its product REST corepressor 3 (gene RCOR3). Lineage: Eukaryota; Metazoa; Chordata; Aves; Galliformes; Phasianidae. Gene Ontology annotation, biological process: regulation of transcription by RNA polymerase II; negative regulation of DNA-templated transcription. The record is from RefSeq and is a predicted model, not a curated record. The transcript has 13 exons. Bases 3153 to 4574 code for a protein of 473 amino acids. Gene Ontology annotation, cellular component: histone deacetylase complex; transcription regulator complex. Gene Ontology annotation, molecular function: transcription corepressor activity.
UAACUUUCCCCCCCCGGCAGCCCCCCCCCCCUCCCCGCGCGAUGGACAAGGGAGCGGAGCCGUGGGGGGGCCGGAGCCGGGCGGCCGCCGGCGGCGGUCCUAAGAGCGGCGGCAGCCCCUCCGAAGGGCCCUACUCAGAGCCGGAGAGCGGCGGCGCCGACGGCGGCGACGAGCACGAUGUAGGCAUGAGGGUCGGCGCGGAAUACCAGGCGCGCAUCCCCGACUUUGAGCCCGGCUCCGCGGGUGUCAGAUGAUUUCCUACCGGAAGAGGAUUGGGCCGCAGCUCCUCGCAGUGACUUCUCGGCCCCGGCCCCCGCGCUGGGCGCGGGUCCCCGCAGACCGCGGGCGGGGGGAUGGAUGCGGGCCGGGCGCGGGGAAUGCCCUUCCCCGAGAGGGGCGCCUGCCCGGGGCCUUUGUUAAUGGGGCCCGCCGUCCGCACCACUCCUUUUAACGCCGCCUCCGUGGAAAUAAAUAAAAAUGAUCACCUCUGAUGUGCAGCCUGGGCUUGCUUUUCCUACAGGCCACCUGGAAAAAUGCACGGCCUUCCUUUCGCCUUUGGUUAACUCUUCUAGAAGAGGCGUAUAGCAUUGUUCUGAGUGCACAAACCCCGAUUCUUGGGCUGAGCGGAUGGUGACUCCUUUGGAACAGCAAAAUUUUACAUUACACAGAAAACUUCACAGUGUGUAAAAGCAGGAUGCAUCCUUACUGUGUUACCAAACUGAGGAGCUCUCAGCAAGAUCCCGUGUUCUCUCCUGCUUGCUUUCUGCUGGCUCUUGGGGUGGCUUCUCUGAGGGAUGCUGGGCGCAAAGCUGAGCUCUUGUCCUGUCACAUAUACACCUGCAUUAUUAUUGGUGUGCUUGUUUUUAUUGUAUUUUGAUGUAGCAAAUGGACUUUCCAUUGUACCUGUGGGUUUGCAUAAGUGGAUGUAGGCAUUAUUUCUAAUUUACUCACUUCCAUGAUUUUUCCUCUUGCAGUUCCUCUGAAUCCCUUUCUCCUGACAGUCUGCCCAUUAUGCUGGGAUAUGUGUUUGGUUACCUGAUUUCAAAUGCUUCUUUAACAUGGUAGUUGUGAGGCAGGAAUCCAUCCCAGAUAGAACUGGGUGGUGUCAAAGCCCACAGAACUCUGAGCAGAACCCGAAGGGGAGCCUUUGGCCUCACUUUGUCAGUUUGUAAAUAUUGGCAAGUGACACUUUGCAACAAUGUGUUGAGGAAGAAAACAUUCAUGGUUAGAGUUGUGGCAGUAUUAGGUGAACUCAGGAUGGAAAAUGUUGAAGAUAAUUUGUUUAAAAAAGAGGUUAAUCAGCUAUUUGCUGGUCUCUUGGGGCAAGAAGUGGCUGAACGCAGCAGCUGGGAGAAGCUGAAAUGUGCUCUUCCCAUGUUCUACCCAUCACCCCUUUGCAGAGGCAAGCCUUCAGCCAGAGCUGAUGUGGGAAUAGCACUUGGAAUCAUCACUAGAUGUAACAGCAAUGAGAUCCAUUUACUUGCUGUGAUAAAUGGCAUUAAUAAAAUAAAGCCCCUAGAUCCCCUCACCUAAUUUGCUGAGUUAAUGAACCAUCUCCUGCGCCCCAGGUUUUGGUCUCCUCCUGUUGAUUUCCCUGUAGUACUUCAUAUUUCCAAGGCAAAACGUUCUGCCUUGGCUUUCUGACCCACCCAUCUACAUAGCAGGGUAUCACGGUGCUGGGUCCUCACUGGGGGCUGUCCAAUUUCUUUCUUAGGGAAAGAGCCAUGGAGAAUGCCACUGCUGGAAAGGUGCUGUACUGUUGUGUGACCUCCGUGAUAUGGCUGCCUCUGUGAUAUGGUUGCCUGUGGAGUUUUAUUUCACGCUGAAGAAUCAAUGCUGUCCUGACUCAGGCAGGCCGUGGUACAGUGAGAGUUCACAAAGGCUUUAGUAUGAGUUCUGCUUGCUUAGUGCUGAAAUGCUGCUCUUCCAUUUACCCUGUUCUUGGGGGGUGAGUGGAGAAGGAUUGUUGGAGCAUUUAAGGUUGCUUAUGGAUUUCAUUUCAUUGUACAUCCUUCUAAUCUUUCUCCUUCUAACCUUCCUAUGUAAAAAUGGAGUCUGUUAAAGGGAAGUAAUGAAAUAGCAUGGUGAAAUACGUAGAAGUUUCAUUGUGUUCGAUGUCAUCUGUCCUCGCAGUCCCCAAUUUAUUUAUUUUUUAAGAUGUCCAGUCCUUGGGUUUCAAAGUUAAAUUACCAGACACCCCCAGUGCCAUUAUUAAGUCACGUAUAUUUCCAGAUAUUCAUCUUAUUCUCAGUACUUAUAGUCACGUACAGAGCGGUGUUUUCCAAGCACACCUGACUUCUGCUAAUGCUAAACUGCAGUGUAGCAGCUGUCAGUCUGGUGCUGUGGUUGCUCCCUUACAGAAGCCGUAGGGAGUGCUUACUGUCAUCUCCAGCCAGCACUGUUUCUUGACAGCAUUGGCAGCAGCCAAAGUGCAGAAACCUUCUCCAAAGUAGCUCAGUGUGGUUGGGGAGGGGAGACUUGUGUCUGAGGUGUAGCUAAUGGAUUUUGUCUUCCUUAUUGGCAUAUGCUUCUGCUCUUCUUACCCGCCGUGGGUAAGGUGGUGCCUGCUAUUUCCAGCCUCUGCCCAUAAUAAGCACAUCGCCUUUGGGAAGCAGUUCAGCCUUUAUUUAGGAGUGGGAGAGUGCUGCUCACUCAAACACUUGGACACGAAGGACAAGAAGUGGUUUUCAUAAAGAAAAACCCUAGUCUCGCUUAUGGAGUUGGAGGGAUCCCUCCUGGAGGCAUAAAUGGCAGGGCUCAGGACAUAGGUUGUUAACUAGAGUACUUCAGUAUUCAAUAGCUGACAGUGUCCUUGACAUAAACAGGUCUGCAGGUGUCUGUCAGGAUUAUUGCUUUAUUGUCUUAAGGGAAAACUGAGGGUCUGCUCACAUUAAGUUUGGGCAUUUGAUAUACAGAAGGAGAGAGCCUGAUAAACUGAUGUAUUCUCUAGUGGUCAUCCUAGUUUCUACUUUUAGAGAGUGGGAUACAGAGCAACAAUCAUUCUUUUCUGCUAGAAAACAACUGGAUGAAGAGGUGGUACAGCGGUGACAUGCUUGCAUCACUCCUCGUGAGAAUAUUGCUUUCCUAAUGACUAAAAAAUUCCUACUUUUUCUAAUGGUGCCACAAAAUACACUGAUAAAGAUAAUGGAGGGAUGCUCGUAUGGUCACCAUAUCAUAAUAUUCCAGAUGCCAAGUUGGAUGAAUAUAUAGCAAUAGCAAAGGAAAAACAUGGAUACAAUGUGGAACAGGCUCUCGGCAUGUUGUUUUGGCAUAAACACAAUAUUGAGAAGUCCCUUGCGGAUCUCCCUAACUUCACUCCCUUCCCUGAUGAAUGGACAGUUGAAGACAAAGUCCUAUUUGAACAAGCAUUUAGCUUCCACGGAAAGAGCUUUCACAGGAUCCAGCAAAUGCUUCCAGACAAGACGAUUGCGAGCCUUGUAAAAUACUACUAUUCUUGGAAAAAAACUCGCUCGAGGACAAGUCUGAUGGAUCGACAGGCUCGAAAGCUUGCUAAUAGAAAUAAUCAAGGUGACAGCGAUGAUGAUGUAGAAGAACCUCAUCCAAUGGAUGGAAAUGAUAGCGAUUAUGAUCCCAAAAAAGAAGCCAAAAAGGAGGUAACAGAUAACUUAAUGGGCAAUAAUGAGCAGCCUGUUCAGACCAGCAAGAUAGGGCUGGGUAGAAGAGAGUAUCAGAGCUUGCAGCAUCGCCACCAUUCUCAGCGUUCCAAAUGCCGUCCACCAAAAGGCAUGUACCUGACCCAGGAAGAUGUGAUAGCUGUUUCCUGUAGUCCCAAUGCAGCCAACACAAUUCUUAGACAGCUGGAUAUGGAACUAAUCUCAUUAAAGCGACAGGUUCAAAAUGCUAAGCAAGUAAACAGUGCACUUAAACAGAAAAUGGAAGGCGGGAUUGAAGAAUUCAAACCUCCUGAGUCUAAUCAGAAAAUCAAUGCCCGUUGGACCACAGAAGAGCAGCUUCUUGCAGUACAAGGUGUCCGCAAAUAUGGUAAAGAUUUUCAAGCUAUUGCAGAUGUAAUUGGCAACAAGACUGUUGGCCAAGUGAAGAACUUCUUUGUAAACUACAGGCGUCGGUUUAACUUAGAGGAGGUAUUGCAGGAAUGGGAAGCGGAACAAGGAACCCUGGCUUCUAAUGGUGAUGCUUCUGCUUUAGGGGAGGACACAAAAAAUACUUCUAAUGUGCCAUCAGGAAAGAGCACUGAUGAAGAAGAUGAGGCGCAAAGCACUCCGACCACUCAGUGUUUAGGCCCUUCACCUCCAGCGCAGGCAUCUGCUCCAGCUCCUACCGCUCCCAUGGCCACUUUAAAUCAGCCACCCCCGUUACUUCGUCCAGCGCUUCCUGCUGCUCCUGCUCUCCACCGUCAGCCUCCGCCGCUCCAACAACAGGCGCGAUUUAUUCAGCCAAGGCCCACUCUCAAUCAGCCUCCCCCACCGCUCAUCCGCCCAGCUAAUUCCAUGCCUCCCCGUCUGAACCCAAGGCCGGUGUUGACCACCGUUAGCGGCCAGCAGCCACCCUCACUGAUUGGAAUUCAGACAGAAUCCCAGUCCACUCUGCACUGAAGAAAUAAAGCAGAAUUAUGCUAACUCCUACAUCUGAAAGACUGCAUCAAGGUACUUUUCCGUUUCCAAAUAAAGAAGCAGAAAAAAAGCGAGCCUUCACAGGUAGCAGACCAGUCUUACAGAGGAGCAAGGUAAUAACCAGUACUGGAACCACGUGAAUGACCACCUGUGUAAAAAUAUUUUUUGUAGAAGACUUGUACAGAAGAACAAUGCCUACAAUACACAGCCCUCCUCUAUGUGAAUAACUGUCGAAGGAAGCUAAAUUCAUACAUGAGUCAAUUUUCAACACACCAGGAUUUCAUUUAACUGAUUUUUUUACUCUAUUUAUUUUAUUAUGGUUCUUUGUAGUCGAGCAUCUAACUACAAGAAAGUAGGCUGGCAAAUCUAGGAAUAAGUAAUAUUGUAGGAGACUUAAAUGUAGUGGCUUUCUGUGUGUAAUUUUUAUUUUAUUUUUUACUUUUUAGUGGAGAAAAAAAGAAUAAACCUAAUGGCCUUAGGUUCAGAAUUUUUGGCCCUGCUUAGAUAUCUGUAGAAGCAUUUCUUGCAAUUGUAAAAGGUAGAUGACUCUUCUCUUAAUGUUUUUUCCCAGAAUGUUUUUUCUUGUUUAAGAAAGGUACUUUCUUAUUAAAUAGUCCUCUUCCAGUGUGUUAUGAAAACUCAGUGAGCUAUUGUACCAAACAUACUAAACAUCACGUGUGUUCUAGUCAUAGAAGCUGUCUGGAAACAGGAGUCCAGUUUCCCGCUGCACUCUCCCUUGUAGGCUGGGCUGGGGAGAGGCAGCAACUGCCAGCACCCAGGGGGAUGACAGCAGAGGAACUGCUUAGCAAGAACCAUCCGUUUAAUUAGUUCUUCUGCUGACCCUUCUAAUCUAAGUACAGCAGAAUUUCAGUCCUCUGAGAACAUCUUGCUCACCGUUGGUAUUUGCGAGAUCAUUGAUAUCUUGCCUAGGAUGUAUGAUGGAUGUACAGAGGCUGAGGGUGGUAGGAGAGUAAUGUAGCAAUAGGGCUCUCUGCUGCCUGCCUGCCCGGUGUUAAAUGUCUGAUUUCUGCUAUUGCUGGCAGAUCUGUGGGCUGGGUUUACGGCUAUCAUGGUUUGUUUUGUUUUAUUCACUAGCAAAACCUGCAUUUGGGUAUCAAUUAUGGCUUCCCCAUUUUAGGAGAAUAAAAGAUUGGGGUUUAUUUUCCAUGGUAUUUACUACUACAUUUUCUUGUCUAAAACCCUGAUUCAUGCCCAGCAGUAGUUCUUUUGGUGGUUUGUUUUCAAAGCAAACGCCUCUCCCUUCCAAGUAAACCAGGCUUCAAUUUUCAGUACCAGCAUUUGAAACUAUGGUCUGAGUCAAGCUAUUGAAAAACAUUGCAUUGCUAACUGCCAUGCUGCUCUAGAAAAUUAUUUGUUUAUACCUGGUGUUUAAAAUCCUUUUAAAUCCAUUGUGUUACUAGCUUGAUUUGCCCAUGACUCAGAUGAAACUACAUUUGAAAAUGGAAUGUGCUCUCCCUCGUUCUUUCUGCAGAUAAUGUGGUGGUUUGACCACCAGUUAGCAGUUGGCUAAGACUUUUCAUUUAUGCAAAGGAAAGUUCUUACAGCACCAGAUCCUAUUACCUUUGUAAAUCUAGUAUUAGGGAUUUAUAUUUGUGACCUGAAUUGCAAUUAAAGCAUUCACCUUUAUGGUUAAGUUCACAAAUAUUUUCAGAUCAAACUCAAUUUUCUUUCAGUACAGCUUUCAGCAGUGCACUGGUGUCUCAUACAAGGGGUCCUUCUUAGGAAUUUUCUUCUGCAUCAGAGUAGGUUCUUAGCCACUAUGUGAGCAUCAGAUGACCUCUCUCCCGAGAAAAGCAGCACUGUAACAAAGUGCUGAGGAACGUGUGAUCGCUGAAUCGUUUGUUCUGGAAGUCCUUAGUGUCCCUCAACAGCCAUGUACGGAUCUGGCUGCUCCCCAGACGGGUUUUUAAAACUGAUAGGAAAUCCAUUUCCACAUCCAUACGUAUCUCAGUUGUUAGCAGUGAUAGGGUACAUCUCCAGUACUUCUCACUUUUCUUUUUUUUUAAGCAUUGAGUCUCCCAGGUGUAUGUAUUGUACCUUUGCUAAUUUUUGUCUUGUCUCGUCAAUAGACUUCAGUAUGCAGAAUGUUGGGUGUUGCAGUAGAGUUGGCCGCCACCAACUGCUAUAAAACUGUUCAGUACAUUGUAAUUCAGUUUAAUCUUGUUUAAAUAUUCUAUAACUGGGCAAAGGUGCUGUAUUUGAAGGGGGUGGGAGGGGCAGAGAUGGGUAGUAUUUCUUCCUUUACAAACACUGUAGCACACAGUAGGGAUUUCCUAGCGUUUGUAGUACUAAAUAAGUAUGUACAUAGCAAAAUGUCUUUAUUGUGUGCUUUGCAGAGUAUGUGCAUACAGUUUGCACGUCCUGUUUUUGGGGGUAGGGUUUGUUUUAAGCAGUGUUUGCCUGGAGAGUGAUAUGCUUGCUGCUUAAUCAAAGGAUUAAAGUUUCAAAGAAAUCUGUGUCUUCUAUUUUUAUGUACCUGGUAAUAGUCUAAUAUGUUAGGGCCCUUAUACUGUGAUUCUCUUCUAAAUUCAUUUCUAUUUUUUUAAGAAUUAGAAAUAAAAUUAUACAAUGGUGUUGAUUUCGGUGGGGAAUUUCUUUUGCCAUAUCUCGUCUCCUGUUUUUGUAAUGUAGUAAUGAACUCUGACUUCAAGGUUGGCUUAAUUUUGUCACUUUAAAAAAUGUAAAAUGUUUGCACACUAAAGUUCGGCUGAGAACGUGUAUCCGACAUUGUUCAAAGCUAAUGUAACUCUACAGCUUUUUGUACAGUUUAUUUUAGUUAAUAAAGCAAAACGGUACUAAAACUGACAGGUUCUACAACUGCAAGGCAUAAUUUGAACUACGUCGUCUGAGGAACAGCGCUUGCAAAGUAUGGAUGUACAAAAAUAUCAGAUCUAAUUGUUGCACUUUAAAUCAGAAUGGGUAUGGAGUGAAGCAGGUAUUCCUGCAUUAAUAAAAUCAAUCACUAAACAUUGCA